Messenger RNA from Leptinotarsa decemlineata (Colorado potato beetle), 1843 nucleotides. It is a transcript of the gene Cndp2, whose product is annotated as Cytosolic non-specific dipeptidase 2. The record is from RefSeq and is a predicted model, not a curated record. Lineage: Eukaryota; Metazoa; Arthropoda; Insecta; Coleoptera; Chrysomelidae. Gene Ontology annotation, molecular function: metallodipeptidase activity. Gene Ontology annotation, biological process: proteolysis.
GGAUAUCAGUUCAACGUUCUUUUAUGAGAUGGUGCUCAUUUAUUUGAAUAUCAAAAAUAUUUGUUACAAAUCUGACUAAACAUUUGAACAACUCCCUGAUUAGAUUAAAUAACCAAACAAGAGUGUUUGCUUUGUUAUUGAAUAAUAAUAUGAUAUAAAACGGGGGUUUCCGAUUACUUCCAUUUAAUUUAUUAUAAGCGUCUCUUCUUUCAGUUGUGAAGUGAAGAGAGUUGCGAGGAACAGUACAGUUUAUUUAUUUCGUAUUGUUCUAGUGGAGAAGUAACGUGUCAUCAUGUCAAUUCCGGAACCUUUAGUAAAAUUAUUUAAAUAUGUAGAAGACAACAAGCAAAAAUUCAUAGAGAACCUCAAGGAAGCAGUGGCAAUUGAAUCAGUAUCAGCAUGGGCCCACAAGAGAGGGGAAAUUCGCAAAAUGGUGGAGCACACUGCGAAACAACUGAAAAAACUGGGCCUCACCACUGACAUUCGCGACAUAGGAAGUCAAACACUACCCGACGGAACGACUUUGCCCUUACCUCCAGUAUUAUUCGCAACUCUGGGCAACGACCCCAAAAAGAAGACUGUCCUGGCAUACGGUCAUUUAGACGUGCAGCCUGCCUACAAGGAAGACGGGUGGGACUCUGAGCCCUUCGAAUUGACAGAAAGAAAUGGAAAACUCUUCGGUAGAGGCUCUUCCGACGACAAGGGGCCAGUCCUGUGCUGGUUAAAUGCAAUCGAAGCUUUCCAAGAGACCGGACAGGAAGUUCCAGUCAACAUCAAGUUUGUCUUCGAGGGGAUGGAGGAAAGCGGCAGUGUUGGAUUGGAGGAGCUGCUCGUUGCGGAAAAACAGAAGUUUCUGGCUGACGUGGAUUACGUUUGUAUUUCUGAUAACUACUGGUUGGGUACCACUAAGCCUUGCUUGACGUAUGGUCUGCGAGGGGUCUGCUACUUCUUCAUAGAGGUUGAAUGUGCGGUUAAGGACUUGCAUAGUGGAGUUUUUGGUGGAACUGUUCAUGAAGCCAUGUCAGACCUGAUCUAUCUGAUGAACACCCUCGUAGAUAAAGAUGGCAAGAUUCUGAUAACGGGUUUGUACAACGAAGUAGCUGCAAUAACUCCCGCAGAACGCGAGCUCUACAAGAAAAUUGUGUUUGACACUGAAGAAUACCGUCGAGACGUGGGCUGUGACAAACUCAUGCACGACGGAGACAAGGAGCAGAUUUUGAUGCACCGUUGGAGAUAUCCUUCUCUAUCUCUUCACGGAAUAGAGGGCGCUUUCAGUGAAUCCGGACAGAAGACUGUGAUACCGAAGAAGGUCAUCGGAAAAUUCUCGAUCAGAAUCGUUCCCAAUCAAAAACCUGAUCAAAUCGAGAAGUAUGUCGUCGAAUAUGUACAGAAAAAGUGGAAAGAGAGAGGAAGCCCCAAUAAAAUGAAGGUGUUGAUGGCUGACGGUGGAUCUCCCUGGACCGAAGAUCCGUCCCAUCCUCAUUAUAGUGCCGCAAUCAAAGCCACUAAGCAUGUUUACAAAGUCGAACCGGAUUUGACCCGUGAAGGCGGUUCCAUUCCGAUCACUCUGACAUUCCAAGAGGUGACUGGAAAGAACAUUAUUCUUCUUCCUGUCGGGGCUGGAGACGAUGGGGCUCAUUCGCAAAACGAAAAAAUCAAUGUAGUUAACUACAUUCAAGGAGCAAAACUUCUUGGAGCGUAUUUGUAUGAAGUAGCACAACUCUGAUGUAUGAAGCCUAUAAAAGCACUGAAAAUACCUUUAUAUUUCAGAUGAAUUGUCAUAUAUAUUGAACUGAAUAUGUAUAUUUUAUGAACUAUCAAACAAGUAAAAUUGGAUAACCAG